AUGUCCCUGCUGCAGUCUCUUUUUGGCCAGCGUUUUGAGGCAGCUGCAGCCCAAACGAUACAGAAACAAUCGUUGGCUUUGCCACAGCCCAAGGCAGGGGCCUUCGACUUGGAUCUCAGCCUCCAGGCCGGUGGAUGGUCCAUAGCUGCAUCAGCCGAGGUCCAUCGCCCGAGGCCAAACACCUCACACCAGGAGGCAGUUGGGCUGACAGGCGGAGGUGCUUGCGAACUUCAACCAGCGAUCCUUGGCAAAGUGACCACAUUUGGGGCUAUGAGCUCUACGAUCGGCUCCUGCGUUGAUUGCAGCAGCUUUCAGCUGGUCGAAAGCUGGUCAGAUGCCGAAGCUGGAGCAAGUGGCAACCUGGGCAAGAGCCUAGAACUGCCACUGCUGACAUGUGCCGAUAAGUUGGAUGUGAAUGUCCAAUUCACUGGACAGAAUUUGGGCCCGUUCGGUUGGCUUGGACUUCGACUGAGGGGCCAUGAUGGUCGUAGUCUGCCGCCGCUGCUUUGCCACUGGCAGGUGGCGUCGCUGGCAUGGAAGGACUUCCCAAGCCUUGCGAUGAUGUCAAAACAGCAAUUUGACUGCCACAAAAUGCCACAAAGUUGCAAAGGCAUCGGUGAUGUUUCGGACUUCGAUCAUUUCGUCAGUGCGUUAGUGAUGUUUUCCAGCAAAGUCUUCAUCCUCGUGAUUCAAGGGCCACGGAUCCCGAGGGAGUUCUGCAUUCCUCGUAGCUCCUUGAUCUUGGAAAGACAUUGCGGCUCAGGGAUGACCUGGUGGCUUUUGAAAGCAGAAGCAUUUCAGUUGGCCACACUCUGGGAAAAUGUUCUUCGCUUUUGUUUGCUGCUGGGGGCUGUCUUGGCCGAUGACAGUCUGGCUCUCAGAUGGGCAGCAGGGACCCGACCUGGUCAUUUCCCUCAGCUGUGUGCUGAGGCCUGUUCGAUUCAGCAGCGCCUUGGCGGACAAGAGAUGGUUUUGCUGGGCGACACGGAGCACGUGUUGACAAGGGAGAGCAACCACAGCAAGUACAGCAAGUCCAGCAGCCUGAACAACCUGAGCAGUCUGCUGCUGAGGAGAACUGGCCAGGGUGAGGGGUUUGGGAACAGAUUGAAAGGGUUGGACUUUGACUUGGUGCGGGCGAUUCUUCCAUGUUGGAAGCUGGAGUGCAAGCCCCUUCGUGGUGUUUGCCGCAGGAAAUGGUGCAGCCGCGGCAACGCCUCCUUCUUAGAACAUCUCAACUUGUUUAUCCCCUUGCACAGUGACUGGCAGAAGUAUGUCCCUGGCUUCGGAAAGGACUUCUCCCAUGGCCGAAUUCUUGAUGUUUGGAGCGCCUCCAGUGGUUGUCUUGUUGCGUUCAAUGACUGGAUCCAGCAGAACAUCCAAUGGUCUUUAGUUCGAAGUUUGCUCCUUGCCAUAGCUGUGCCAGACAUGCCAGCUCUGGCGCGUCGGGGCUUCCUGUGGCUCUGUCCACUGUUGGUUUUCACGGUGUAUUGGCCAAGAAAUUUCAUGAGUCGAGCAGGUUCUGCUGGUUCAGCUUCCCAGUCCUGUCAGGCUGCAGCUUUAGGUUCCAACCCAGACAGAAAGGAAUUGGAAGCCUUGGACCGUGACAUCCCCAGAUAUGUGCUGAAAGCAGCCGAAGGCAAUGAACGUUUGGCCCUCCAGCGCUGGGCUGAAACCUUGCGGUGGAGGUGUGAGAUUGGUGAUGAAGAUCUGUUUCGCAGGCCAAAUCCAAACUUUUUUACGAUUCAGAAACACUACCCCACGUACCUUCACCUGCCUGACAAGAGAGGACGGCUCACAUAUUGGCAGCGGGCUGGCCGCUUGAAUCCAACCGGACUGCUGAAUGAGGGAAUGUCGCCUUCACUGGUCAGAGACGACUAUGUUUGGCAGACGCUCUUUGCAUAUGACUUGUGGUUGAAACGCGAUGACAGACAGGAAAUUACCAUCAUUGUAGAUAUGGAGGGAUUCAGUCUCUCGAAGAUUACUCCCACAAUGCUUCGCAUUUUUUCACUGAGUUAUUCCAUUAUCCAGAAGCAUUUUCCUGACCGCGAACAUCUUGUUGUGGUCAUCAACGCACCUGAAUGGUGGGGAGCAAUUUGGGCAUUUUUCAAGCCCCUGCUGCCGGCGAAGCAGCAACGAAAACUGAGAGUCAGCACCAGCCAGAAGGAGUCAUUCUUGACUUUGCAGGAUAUCCUAGACCGAGACAGCAUACCUGAAGAAUAUGGUGGUUCUGGAGUACCCUUGGGCUCUGCCCCUGCUGAAAUGAUGCGGCGACAGUAUGCUUCAAAUGGUAAGAAGUCUGACUCCAAAGACGCCAAGGACAAGGACGAGAAGAAGCAUCCUGCUAUGUUCUUCGCACAGAAUCUGGGUUUCAUGGGGGAGCAGCCACAACAGAAGCCACAACCUCAGCAACCUCAGCAACCUCAGCAGCCAGAGCAGCCUGAGCAGCCGGAGCAGAAAGUCAAUUGGCAGAAGUUCGUCCCAUCCAUUGCAAAUGGCUUUUCGGGCAACUAUGUGCAGAAGGGUGAAGAGGAGCAGCAGAAGCGGGUGCAGAAGCGCCUUGAGGAAGAGAAGAAGGACAAGGACAAGGCUCCAGCUUUCCUUUUCGCCCAGUCUGACUUGAGCAGGGAUGAGGUCAAGGAGGAGGAAAGUCUGCAGGCUGUCUCUGCAGCGGAGGCAGCAGAGUCACACGCACGUGCACGUGCUCAAGCCUCCUUGGAUCACUUGAAGGGCGUUUCCUGGAAGGACAUCAUCCGAAAGGUCUCCGACUGGGGCACUGUGGACGAGCUGUCCGCUUCUGCCACUCAAAAGGGUGCUCAUGCCUGGGAGAAUGCUCUGGAGGAAAGGACCAAGGUCUUGCAGAAGUUCAACAAAAAGCCUCGCAAGAAUGUCUUGGACUUCAAUGCAUCCAGGGCAGUGGAGCUCGUCUAUGCAGUCGAGACUGCCGCGGCGCACGUGGAGCUCAACGAUCGCAGGAAAGAGGAGAGCAUGAAGUCGUCGUUGAAGAAAACGCGCUAUGCCGCCGUGCAGCACGUGAAGUCCUUGGAGUUCGAAACCCGCGAUGCCGCGCAUCAGUGGAAGGCCGUUGGCAAGCAAGCUGUCAAGGCUCAGAGGUUUGCGCACAUGUCUGAGAAUGUCUACGAGCGACAUGAAGACGUGAUGAGGGAUGCCGUCGGGGAUGUUUCCAACCGGGCAGAGAACAUUGCGGACAGGCUGAAGGACCAGGUCAACGACUACUUCUCCCACAUUGAGGACGAGGUGCAGCGAUCAUCCUUUGACGGGCGCAGCAGGGAAUUGCUGAGCGAGUCCAGGAAGGCGAUCAGCGAGCUGCAUGAGGCGAGGUUACCAGGUUUGUUGGAGACGCCUCCAUCAAGGUCCAAGUCAUUUGUAUGA
Messenger RNA from Cladocopium goreaui, 3390 nucleotides. NCBI's taxonomy places the organism in Eukaryota, Dinophyceae, Suessiales, Symbiodiniaceae. The record is from the annotation of a GenBank genome assembly.